Stegodyphus dumicola is the source of this 1329-nucleotide messenger RNA. RefSeq names its product rRNA 2'-O-methyltransferase fibrillarin (gene Fib). Gene Ontology annotation, molecular function: RNA binding; histone H2AQ104 methyltransferase activity; rRNA methyltransferase activity. Lineage: Eukaryota; Metazoa; Arthropoda; Arachnida; Araneae; Eresidae. Gene Ontology annotation, cellular component: Cajal body; small-subunit processome; nucleolus. The record is from RefSeq and is a predicted model, not a curated record. Gene Ontology annotation, biological process: rRNA methylation; box C/D sno(s)RNA 3'-end processing.
UAAGCGAUUUGUAAACCGGGAUUUUUGUUACCUCGUGUAUUGUCGCCAUUGGAAAUUGUAUUCAAAAAUUUGCAUUUAGCUUGUACUGUGAAGUAAUUUGUAUUCAGCGAGUUAAAAAAUUUCUUUUCAGUUUGGAACUGUGCGAAUCAUACAGUUAACCAUUAUCUACACCGAACGAUUUAAUAAACCUGAAUUUUUGCUUAUCUUGUAUUGUCGCCAUUGAGCAAAGUACUGAAAAUUUCUGUUCAUCUUUUAACUCAUUAAAAUAAUGGGUCCACCAGGAUUCACACCACGUGGUGGAGGACGAGGCGGCGGAAACAGAGGUGGAUUUCGCGGAGGUCGUGGUGGCGGUGGAGACCGCGGCGGUUUCAGAGGUGGAAGAGGAAGCUUUCGUGGAGGAUUUCGCGGGGGUGAUCGUGGUGGAUUUCGCGGUGGAAGAGGUGGAGAUCGUGGAGGCAGAGGUGGAGAUCGUGGAAGCAGAGGUUUUCGUGGUAGAGGAGGUGGAAGAGGCAGAGGCGGUGGAGGUCGUGGUGGCAAGAAAACUGUAGUCGAACCUCACAGGCAUGAAGGAAUAUUUAUCUCUCGUGGAUUACAGGAUACUUUGCUUACACUUAAUCUUCUACCUGGAGAUUCUGUUUAUAAUGAGAAAAGAGUUACAGUUGAAGAUGAAAAUGGUAAACAUGAGUACAGAACCUGGAAUCCUUUUCGAUCUAAACUUGCUGCUGCAGUUAUGAACGGUGUAGGAGAUACACAUAUGAAAAGAGGAUCACGUGUAUUAUACCUUGGUGCUGCUUCAGGUACUACAGUGUCUCACGUAUCGGAUAUUGUGGGACCAGAAGGAAUUGUUUAUGCUGUAGAAUUUUCACAUCGGUCUGGAAGAGAUCUUCUCUGUGUUGCUCAGAAGAGAUCAAACAUUGUUCCUAUUAUUGAAGACGCCAGAGUCCCAGCUAGAUAUCGCAUGAUUGUAGGCAUGGUAGAUGUUAUUUUUUCUGAUGUUGCUCAACCUGAUCAAGCAAGGAUACUUGCAUUAAAUGCCCAGCAAUACCUUAAAGAUGAAGGACAUUAUAUAAUAUCUAUCAAAGCCAAUUGCAUUGAUUCAACUGCAAGUCCAGAAGCUGUCGUUGCAAAUGAAAUAGAAAAACUUCGUGCUGAUAAACUUAAACCACUUGAAUCGGUGACAUUAGAACCAUAUGAAAGAGAUCAUACUGUUAUUAUUGGAGUAUACAGACCCCGACCAAAAGAUGAAAAUGCUGAAUAGCAGUUGUAAGUUGAAUAUGAAAGAUGAAUAUUUUGGGAUUUUUUAAUAAAAUAAAUUUUUGUUAAAUUUAA